CGCAUACUUCCGUAACUCUCAUCAUUUUCUUCACAAUCUGCCGCUGAUUACACGGAAGGAGCCUUAGGCGCCCGCCCUUAGAAUGCCAUCUUUCCUCUCUGUUUCAUCCUUGGUGCUUGCUGCUUCCCUCAGCACCAUCACCUAUUUGACUUUCCUCCACCGUUGCCUCAAGAACCGCAUACACCAUGAGACACAUUGCGGAACACUCUCCAGCUCGGUGUCUUCCACCAUAUCCACGAUUCCCCCCGAAGUAUACACGCCGGAAUACUAUGCUCUCCACGAUCGAGCUAGCCGCCGAGUACCCCGCCAGCUGCUUCCCCGUCAAAAAGACGCUGAAAUCCUGACCAUCCUCUUGCGUCGCAACAUGACAGCUUUCGCACACUUUCCUCAGUGCUAUAUGCUGUGGCUGAUCAGUCCAGCCUCAAAGCGCCCAACGUUCCACACAUCAUAUAUUGAUUCGCUGGAUUUCAACAAGGGUGAUGUUGUCUGCGGAGUAUACCGUGUGCUGGACCGAACCGCGAACAAGGUUGAGUUCGGAAUGACAUACAAAGGGGUUGAUGGACGAUUGGUGAUCCGAUUCUGGGAUGAGGACAAGGACGUUGUUUUCGCCAGUGAAACUGCUAUGUGGACAAAGGUGGAUGAAACAGAGCGCGCCACAAUGCCACUCGAAAACCCGGUGCUUCGGUUCUUUCAUGAAUUGGCCGCGUGGUGGCUGUUAGAUUCCGGGGUCAAGUAUCUGACGGACUUAGAUGCAGAAUUGGAGGAUGAUUGAUAUUCGAAUUGUUCCAUCGAAGUGAACUAUCAUAAAGGAAACAUGCCGUAUGAACUAUCGUCAAGUACCGAUUGCUCUGUGGCUUGUGGUUCGGAAUCUAUAUAGGGACGCUAUGGUAUUGUUCUUUUACUUUGUCUACUCCUACACAUCGCAGGCAUAUAAGCCUCCUCGAAUUCCUGUGCAUGCAACAUCUUGAAAUUUUCCAUCUGCUCCAAAUCUUCCAACGCAUUCAAUACAGGCCAAAUCUGCCUCGAUCCCCA
Aspergillus welwitschiae is the source of this 1032-nucleotide messenger RNA. RefSeq lists its product as uncharacterized. The record is from RefSeq and is a predicted model, not a curated record. Lineage: Eukaryota; Fungi; Ascomycota; Eurotiomycetes; Eurotiales; Aspergillaceae. The coding region runs from base 83 to 772 and encodes 229 amino acids. The transcript has a single exon.